This is a messenger RNA of Pollicipes pollicipes, 1119 nucleotides long. RefSeq names its product histidine protein methyltransferase 1 homolog. Bases 100 to 930 code for a protein of 276 amino acids. Gene Ontology annotation, molecular function: protein-L-histidine N-tele-methyltransferase activity. Gene Ontology annotation, biological process: peptidyl-histidine methylation, to form tele-methylhistidine. NCBI's taxonomy places the organism in Eukaryota, Metazoa, Arthropoda, Thecostraca, Pollicipedomorpha, Pollicipedidae. The transcript has 7 exons. The record is from RefSeq and is a predicted model, not a curated record. Gene Ontology annotation, cellular component: nucleus.
GCAUUCGUGACGAUAAAUAGAUCAGCCUUAGUGCUUUGCAGGUGUCGUGCGAUGUGCCUUGAAGAUAGCUGAUGCUCAAGUAACUGGUGAUCUAAAAAAAUGUUUAAGUUUAGUUUCUAUGAUGGGGACAAGAGUGCAGGAUCAGAUGGUGACAGGCCAACAGGUCAUCCAGUCACCCGGCUGGCUAUCCAGGAGCACCCUGUGCCAGCUUCACCACUGCUCCCCAGUAAUGAGGUGUCUACUUUGUCAUUAUGUGGACAUCAGAUCAAGCUGCUCAAUGGUGACCAAGUGAUCCUACGCCUGGAGCGAGAAGGAGCUGCAGGUGACCUGUCAUUGGCCUUGAAAAGUCACACAGAUCUCAUACCUGAUGUCUAUGAAGGUGGGAUGAAGCUGUGGGAGUGCUCACAGGACCUGGUGGCCUACCUGGAUGCGCACGUGCCAUUGGCGGGGCUGCGCGUGACAGAGCUGGGCUGCGGUGCCGCGCUGCCGGCCGUGUUCUGCCUGCUGCGGGGUGCCGCCGCCGUCACUGUCCAGGACUACAACCGCGAAGUGGUCGACCACCUUACCAUCCCGAACAUGCGGCUGAACGUGACGGCGACGCAGCUGGCCGGCUGCCGGGCCCUCUCAGGCGACUGGGGCGCGCUGGCCGCGCUGCUGCGGACCGAGCGGCGCCCGGGCGCCGACCUCGUGCUCACCUCCGAGACCAUCUACAGCAGGGAGAGCUGGGCGCGCCUGCUGGAGGCCGUCGACGCCGCCCUGGCGCCCGCUGGCUCCGCGCUGGUGGCGGCCAAGACGUGCUACUUCGGCGUCGGCGGCGGCACCCGAGCCUUCGAGCAGGCCGUGCUGGAGGACGGCCGCUUCUCCAGCGAGGUCGUGUUCGCAACGCAGCAGGGCUUGCAACGCGAGAUUCUGCGGUUGAAGCGAUGCUGACUGCCGCGCGCCAAGCCGGCUUGAGACCGGGCCGGCCGGUCAACUGCAUCGCGAUAUGCGUUGGCUCUGUCGUGAUACACUUCACUCGCGGCUGUGAAACUUGCGCCAUGUUGCUGGCCACGCCGAAGCGUGCUGUUGCUGUCAUACCCUGCUUUGCGUUUCUUUCUGCAAUGGAAGCGCUGUGGCAAU